Rotaria sp. Silwood2 is the source of this 597-nucleotide messenger RNA. The record is from the annotation of a GenBank genome assembly. Lineage: Eukaryota; Metazoa; Rotifera; Eurotatoria; Philodinida; Philodinidae.
AUGCCUACUUCAUCAUCUACCAUCGUCAAGAAGCAUCAGCAUCGUCAAUGGGCUGUGGCCGAAAAAUUACAUGCAGUCGUCUGUUUCAAACAAAACAACAACAAACACAAAACAGCCCAACAUAUUGGAUGUACGACAAAACAACUUCGCAUGUGGAUCAAGAACAAAAAUGAAUUAAUUGCAUUGUCAUCUAAAAAAAAGGUGAGUAAUCAAUGUUCCCUAACAAUGUAUACUUCAGAUCAAAGUCUAAUUUUGUUUUAUUUAGGCAACAAACGCAAGCGUCUCGAUGGAGAUGGCAAGACAUUAAAAUACAUCGACCUCGACUCUCGUUUAUUCGCUUGGUAUCGUGAAAAACGUACUGCUCUUGCAUCAACAACAAAUGUUUCUGAUGUUCGCAUCGAAAGGAUGACAUUUCGUCAACUUGAACGUCGAGAACGACCAUUGAGCGAAGAACUAAGCCAUUCAUGUCCAUCAUCAAAAUGGUUUGGCCUAUUUCUCGUUCGCUAUGGACUCUCUCUUCAACGUCCCAAACGACAACAGAAAACCCCACUCAAAGAAAUCCAUCAUAAAGCAGCCUCAUUUUUUUCAUUUCUUUGA